CUCUUUUGUCUCUUUCUGAUAUCAUCCUUAACCUGAUAAGCAAGUAUAAAGAGAAAUCUAGCAAAUCAUGGCUCCCUCAGCUAUCUCAACCAGUCCUCCUCCCUCAUCGGCCGGUCAGCUACCCUCAGACCUUGCCAGUUAUCGCGGCUAUGACCAUGUGCAUUGGUAUGUCGGCAACGCCAAACAAGCUGCUUCAUAUUACAUUACCCGUAUGGGAUUCCAGCGCAUUGCAUAUCGUGGGUUGGAAACAGGAUGCCGCAGUAUCUGCUCCCACGUCAUCCGCAACGGAGAUAUCACUUUCGUCUUGACUUCGCCUCUGCGCUCCCUAGACCAGAUCGACCGCUUCCCUGCCGAGGAGCAGGAACAGCUCAAGGAUCUCCACAGGCACCUCGAGCAACACGGCGACGGCGUCAAGGACGUUGCGUUUGAAGUUGACUCCGUAGAGGGCGUGUUCCGCGCUGCGGUGAGCAAUGGCGCAAAAGUGGUUUCGAGCCCUCGCAUCUUAGAGGACAAGGAUGGGCAAGUUACAACGGCGACGAUCCAGACAUACGGACAGACGACGCACACUUUGAUUGAGAGGAGCGCAUAUCAAGGCACCUUCUUGCCAGGGUACCGUGUAGAAAGUGGAGCCGUGGACCCGGUUUCUUCUUUCCUGCCUGAUGUGCGUCUCAGUCGCAUUGACCACUGCGUGGGCAAUCAGGACUGGGACGAGAUGGAUAAGAUUUGCGAAUACUACGAAAAAGCCCUUGGCUUCCACCGCUUCUGGUCCGUCGAUGACAAGCAAAUCUGCACUGAAUUCUCGGCCCUGAAAAGUAUCGUUAUGGCAUCGCCAAACGACGUCGUCAAGAUGCCCAUCAACGAGCCUGCAAAGGGAAAGAAACAAUCCCAAAUCGAAGAAUACGUGGACUUUUACAACGGCGCCGGUGUGCAGCACAUCGCGCUCCUCACAGACGAUAUCAUCCGCGACAUCACCAACCUCAAGGCCCGCGGGGUUGAGUUCAUCAAAGUCCCGGAUACAUACUACGAGGAGAUUAAGAUCCGACUGAAGAAGGCUGGCCUGGUUCUUCAUGAAGACUUUGAGACUAUCCGUAGUUUAGACAUCCUUAUUGACUUUGACGAGCAUGGUUAUCUUCUGCAAUUAUUUACCAAGCAUCUCAUGGACCGUCCCACCGUCUUUAUCGAGAUCAUCCAGCGUCAUAAUUUCUCCGGAUUCGGUGCUGGAAACUUCAAGUCGCUGUUCGAAGCGAUUGAGCGGGAGCAGGAAUUGCGCGGCAAUCUUGUUUAGGGCUUCGGUUUCGGUUUCGGUUUCGGCUUCGGCUUCGGCAUUGUAGCAACGACGACGGUAAUGACCCUUCUUUUGUACUCUGUACUUUGUACUUUACAUAGUACUUAACUUUGAUUUUGGAAUUCUUCUCAGCCUUGUAUGAGUUUAAAAUCCAUUGGACUUGCUCUCGUUGUUGAGUUAAUUCUUUAGCUACGAAAUGAUUACGAUAGCCAUAGUUUUACUAUAAGGGGCCGAUUUCGUUAAUUUCCCUAGGUUCUAACUAUGUAAAACUAUAGAAAUAGCGACGUGGCUGGAUUUCCUUCCUUUAUCAGCACUUCCUUGCUGCGCCAGAGGCCGCGGGCUACUUCGUCUUCGAAGAGCUAGAGCCACCAGGAGUUGUCCCUCCUCGUCGCUUAUACUUGCG
Molecule: messenger RNA, 1688 nt
Organism: Aspergillus ochraceoroseus IBT 24754
Lineage: Eukaryota; Fungi; Ascomycota; Eurotiomycetes; Eurotiales; Aspergillaceae
Product: 4-hydroxyphenylpyruvate dioxygenase family protein
Exons: 4
Coding region: 68-1285 (405 amino acids)
Biological process (GO): L-tyrosine catabolic process
Molecular function (GO): 4-hydroxyphenylpyruvate dioxygenase activity
Source: RefSeq, a predicted model, not a curated record